CCCCGGGAGCUCGCCCAGCCUUGCACAGCGCCCUCCUCCCCCGUGCGCCGUAACCCCCCUCCCUGCGCAUCGCUUGUACUCUCGCCACGCCGCCGCCCGCCACUGCAGCACCGAGGGGAGGAGGCGGAGGAGGAGGAGGACCGCAGCGUGGCCGCCGGGAGCCACUUUCCCGCCCCUCCUCUCGCCGCCGCCGACUCGCUCAAAGGAGUCACCACUACGCGCGUCGCAGGAGAGAGUGGCAGACCGAGGUGGCCCCGGGCUGCAAGCGGAGGGGUUGCUCGCACAGCACAGCGACGGCUGCAGUGCAGACACCGCUCAGGGCAGGGGGUCCCCGGCGGCUGGAACGGCUGAAUGCUAGACUGUGUACAUGGAGCUAUUCGGCUGUGGACACGGGAUACUUUUAUAUUUUAACUACUAUGAAUUGUGAUCUUCUAACUUGGUAUAAAAUGUCCUUUGGAGAGAGCAUGCUUUCAAUUCUUUGGACCAUACAUCCAGAAGUAGAACUGCUCUAUCAUGUGCCCUAUUCUGAACCCCGAGUAGAUGACGCUGUGGCAACUGAGCUGCUGAGCCCUCUCCGUGGACACUUCCCGGCUGCACCUUGCCCACCCGCAGAGAUAAAAUGGAAGACUCCUACAAGGACAGGACUUCACUGAUGAAGGGCGCCAAGGACAUUGCCAAAGAGGUGAAGAAGCAGACGGUGAAGAAGGUGAACCAGGCAGUGGACCGGGCCCAGGAUGAAUACACCCAGCGGUCCUACAGUCGGUUCCAGGAUGAAGAUGACGAUGACGACUACUACCCACCUGGAGAAACCUACAGUGGAGAGGCCAAUGAUGACGAAGGCUCAAGUGAGGCCACUGAGGGUCACGACGAGGAAGAUGAGAUCUAUGAAGGGGAGUACCAGGGCAUCCCCAGCACGAACCAAGGGAAGGACAGCAUCGUGUCCGUAGGACAGCCCAAAGGAGACGAGUACAAGGACCGCAGAGAGCUGGAGUCGGAGAGGCGGGCUGAUGAGGAAGAGCUCGCCCAGCAGUAUGAGCUGAUCAUCCAAGAGUGUGGCCACGGCCGUUUCCAGUGGGCCCUCUUCUUCGUCCUGGGCAUGGCUCUCAUGGCGGACGGCGUGGAGGUGUUUGUGGUGGGCUUCGUGUUACCUAGUGCGGAGACGGACCUCUGCAUACCGAAUUCAGGAUCCGGAUGGCUAGGCAGCAUAGUGUACCUCGGGAUGAUGGUGGGAGCGUUCUUCUGGGGAGGACUGGCAGACAAAGUGGGAAGGAAGCAGUCUCUUCUGCUUUGCAUGUCUGUCAACGGAUUCUUUGCCUUCCUUUCUUCAUUUGUCCAAGGUUACGGCUUCUUUCUCAUCUGUCGCUUGCUUUCUGGAUUCGGGAUUGGAGGCGCCAUUCCCACUGUAUUCUCCUACUUUGCUGAAGUCCUGGCCCGGGAGAAGCGGGGUGAGCACCUCAGUUGGCUCUGCAUGUUCUGGAUGAUUGGCGGCAUCUACGCUUCCGCCAUGGCCUGGGCCAUCAUUCCCCACUACGGGUGGAGCUUCAGCAUGGGCUCGGCCUACCAGUUCCAUAGCUGGCGCGUCUUCGUCAUCGUCUGUGCGCUCCCGUGCGUCUCCUCCGUGGUGGCCCUCACCUUCAUGCCAGAAAGCCCUCGGUUCUUGCUGGAGAUGGGAAAACACGACGAAGCCUGGAUGAUUCUGAAGCUAAUUCAUGAUACCAACAUGAGGGCCCGGGGCCAGCCUGAGAAGGUCUUCACGGUAAAUAAAAUCAAGACUCCCAAACAAAUUGAUGAGCUGAUUGAAAUUGAGAGCGACACGGGAACGUGGUACAGGAGGUGUUUUGUUCGGAUCCGCACCGAACUAUACGGGAUCUGGUUGACUUUUAUGAGAUGCUUCAACUACCCAGUCAGGGAGAACACCAUAAAGCUUACAAUUGUUUGGUUCACCCUGUCCUUUGGGUACUACGGAUUGUCUGUUUGGUUCCCUGACGUCAUCAAACAUCUCCAGUCCGACGAGUAUGCGCUGCUAACUAGGAAUGUGCAAAAGGAUAAAUAUGCCAACUUCAGCAUCAACUUCACCAUGGAGAACCAGAUCCACACUGGAAUGGAGUAUGACAACGGCAGAUUCCUUGGAGUCAAGUUCAAAUCGGUAACCUUCAAAGAUUCCGUGUUUAAGUCCUGCACCUUUGACGAUGUGACCUCGGUCAACACCUACUUCAAGAACUGCACGUUUAUUGAUACCCUUUUUGAGAAUACAGAUUUUGAGCCCUAUAAAUUCAUAGACAGUGAAUUUCAAAACUGCUCAUUUCUUCACAACAAGACAGGAUGCCAGAUUACUUUUGAUGAUGACUACAGUGCCUACUGGAUUUACUUUGUCAACUUUCUUGGGACAUUGGCAGUGUUACCAGGAAAUAUCGUGUCUGCUCUCCUGAUGGACAGAAUUGGGCGCUUAACGAUGCUAGGUGGGUCCAUGGUGCUCUCAGGGAUCAGCUGCUUCUUCCUGUGGUUUGGCACCAGCGAGUCCAUGAUGAUAGGUAUGCUGUGUUUGUACAAUGGACUGACCAUCUCAGCGUGGAAUUCUCUCGAUGUAGUCACGGUGGAACUGUACCCCACAGACCGCAGAGCAACGGGCUUUGGCUUCCUGAACGCACUCUGUAAAGCAGCGGCAGUCCUGGGAAACUUAAUUUUCGGCUCCUUGGUCAGCAUCACCAAAGCAAUCCCCAUCCUGCUGGCGUCCACCGUGCUCGUGUGUGGAGGACUCGUGGGGCUGCGCCUGCCCGACACACGAACCCAGGUUCUGAUGUGACUCGACAAAAGCCAUUCGCUUCUCCCACCAUGGGUGGGUCCUAUUGCCUGACUCAAGGCUUCAGAGUUUUUAUGUAUAGAACGGUGGCCAAAUACCAGAACACAAACUUUUGCUGUGACGUAUGAUGUAGUUGCGUGUUGUCUUCCCCCUCCAGUGUGAUUUGCAGGAUUCCCUGCCCCCCAUGCUUUGUUAUCUUUUCCUAACUGUGACGUUCCAGCUUCCCAGUGACCCAUGGAAGUGUUCCAAAAAUGUCCCAGUCGCCCAGGCUUUCUGAGGACUACAUUCACCAAGAAUCUAAAAAGCCUGUGCUGGUGUAAGAAAUAGACCCUGCUCCUGACGCUCUAUUAACAGGAAGUUUAAGUUGGCAUAAUUGAGUUUGUGCUGAGAAAAGGGAUUUCUUUUUCUUUCUUUUUUUUUUUUUCAUACAGAGUGAUAUUUCCUGUUUACUUAGAAAAAGGACAGCCAGCCACUCUUGCUGCUACAGCAGGGUAUUACAAGAAAAUUAAGUGACACCAAGCACUUCUGGGUGGGGGCUCUUUCAGGCAGGACUAUUAAGGUGAUUUUGCUAACAAGAAAAAUUUUAAAUCUGUCCCCAGUUGGCAACAAAACCCUACUUGAGCUGAAGGAGGCAGAUUUUACAUAUAAAUUAGUAAUAAGUUCACAACCAAAGCUAUUUGGAAAUGCAGAAGGGAACUUCUC
Apodemus sylvaticus (European woodmouse) is the source of this 3502-nucleotide messenger RNA. RefSeq names its product synaptic vesicle glycoprotein 2C (gene Sv2c). Gene Ontology annotation, molecular function: transmembrane transporter activity. Gene Ontology annotation, biological process: transmembrane transport; chemical synaptic transmission. The record is from RefSeq and is a predicted model, not a curated record. Bases 620 to 2803 code for a protein of 727 amino acids. Gene Ontology annotation, cellular component: membrane. NCBI's taxonomy places the organism in Eukaryota, Metazoa, Chordata, Mammalia, Rodentia, Muridae. The transcript is spliced from 14 exons.